AUGGAUGUGAAUGUGGGCUGGGACUCUGAGAAUAACAUUUGCGACACAGGUGAGAAGCAUUCAGACUAUUCCAGACAGACCACUAAGCAGGUGGGCCACACCUCUAGCCUCCAGGAGGAGAUGGACAUGAAUUGCUCGCAGACAUGCAGUCCUCCUUGCAACUCUGCUGGACCUUCAGGUAAGCAGGAGCUUCCUGCAGAGCUGCAGUGUGAAGACAAAGAAACCUGUGAGAACUGCUACCAGAAACAAGGUGAGAGUCCAACUGGUGUGUUUGCCCCCUCCAAUGCCAACUUUGACUUGCAGCGUGAAGAUAAGGAUUUAGAUCACCCUUCCUCUGAGCAUCGCGGGAAACCACAGAGAAGACCACGAGACAAUGACAAAAGUGCUGUUCUUGGUGAUGUGUUUGAUGAGGACCUGGAGCCUGUCUCUGAGGAAGCUUUGCCAUAUCGCUGCAAGAAGUGUGGCUCCUCUUUCCAGGGUACGAGCGAGUUACAGGAACACAGACGAACUCACCUUGUGGAGAACUCCUACCGCUGUCCCAUCUGUGCCAAAGAGUUCUUCCGCGCGGCAAAUCUGCGAAUGCACAAGCUCAUUCAUUCCAGCGACAGGCCACACAAAUGUCCCGAGUGUGACAAGGGCUUCAUCCGCACGGCUGAUGUCUGGAGACACCUACGCAACGUGCACAAGAUCGAGCGCUCCAUGGUGAUCCUGGGAAACGGCAUGGCCCGGAACCCGUGGUCCACAGUGCACCGCAGCCAGCACACGGUCGAGUACACCGAUCAGCCUUGUGCAGACAGCCAAAAAUCAGAGGAAGAUGACUAUAAACCUUAUGCCUGUCCAACGUGCGGCAAAGGUUUCGAUAAGCCCAACCUGCUUUCCAAACACAAGGUGAUCCAUCGGGAAGACAAGCCCUAUAAGUGUCAGGAGUGUGGCAUGGCGUUUGUCCAGCUGCUCAGGCUGAAAAGACACCAGCAGACUCACUCUGGGGCUCGUCCCUUCUAUUGUGAGGAGUGUGGGGGGACGUUCACCCGGCUGGCGUCGCUCCAGCGCCAUCACCGCAUCCACACCGGAGAGAAACCCUACUCCUGUACUUACUGUGGCCAUUCCUUCACCGAGUCCGGCACCCUACGGAGGCACGAGCGCACGCACAAAUUGGACAAACCUUGA
This is a messenger RNA of Acanthisitta chloris (rifleman), 1167 nucleotides long. Its product is annotated as zinc finger protein 430-like. Gene Ontology annotation, cellular component: nucleus. Bases 1 to 1167 code for a protein of 388 amino acids. Gene Ontology annotation, molecular function: RNA polymerase II transcription regulatory region sequence-specific DNA binding; DNA-binding transcription factor activity, RNA polymerase II-specific. The record is from RefSeq and is a predicted model, not a curated record. Gene Ontology annotation, biological process: regulation of transcription by RNA polymerase II. The transcript has a single exon. NCBI's taxonomy places the organism in Eukaryota, Metazoa, Chordata, Aves, Passeriformes, Acanthisittidae.